AUGGAUUUCCCGAACAAAAGGCCAUGCUCAGAACCACCGGCUAUGGGCGAAGCAUCCGUGCUACUGGAGAGGGGGUAUUCAAAUGCAUCAUGGUGCAACGCAACCGAGCGAACCCCCCUUCAGGAACUACCGACCACCAUGCGGGGUUUUCACCCCUCGUACAUGCUACCGAAUCUGCAAUGUGACAUGCCGCCGAGCAGCCAAAACUGUGGACGAACAAAAGACAUCACACUCAGUGAGCGUGUCCAACGAGCUGCUACGAAAACUGUUGCCUGCCGGCAAUCCGUGGACCACGAAACGCGUCCCGCGGUGCUUGACCUAUUUUCCCUAGAGUAUCGUCGCCUCCGAGGGAACCUAAUUCCUAAUUGUGCCCUGUUUGAACAAAGCUUGGCAAGCAGGUUUUCACCAUUAACCCAGCAAACACACGGCGGGGACAUGGUAAGAAGAUUUUCAAGCUCAGAGCGCACAUACUUAUUAGACAAUUUUUUCUCAUUUUGGGUAGUAGCUGCGUGGAAUGACCUCCCUCCGACGAACCCAGUUCAAAGCACUGCUAGACACUUAUUUAUGCGAAUCCUCGUGCUGGUAAACAUACUGCGCCAUGUUGAGUACAUAAAGAGCAGUGCUACAGCCUUUUUUCCCUUGUACCUUUCAAGUGAACGACAAACGCUGAGUGACGAGAACACAACCGACCCGGGAAACUUGGAGAAAAGCUUCGAUUCUGUGUAUCAAUCCCUGAAUCCCAAAAGAUCAUGUGCUUCCCGAUCCUCUCGGAUCUAUAAACGGGCACUUUUUAGUUUGUUGAUGCAGGCUACCACGAAAAUGCCAUGGCGACCGCCAGUAGCGUAUGAAGAACCAUUCUGGCCGGACCGCAUGCAGCUUUACGGUCCAGCCAAGAGGACGAAUGAGCAUCCGAAGACAAGGACCCGAACCACGCAUAUUAUCGCCGAUGACCAGGGACAUUUGCUUCCGAACCAGAAAACGGCCCCUGGGGACUGCCCAUGGGGGAACUAUGUAGGAACGUGGGAUCUUCCUUGUCACUUAUAUGGAUACAAAGUUUACAAUCCAUGUGCUCGAUCAAAAGAAGGGAUGGAAUAUCUUCAACACAAGAAGGAACUAGUGGAUGCGGCAAUCGAACUGGCGAAAGCGAACAAAAGUGAAUCGGUAAAGAAAAGGUUCGGCGAAGCAAUGAAAAGUUGAAGGACCCGACAAAGUUAAUCACCCACUGGAUAAUUUUUUCUCUUGUUUAUUUCCCACGGCUUUGCGCCGGAUUUCCACGCUAUCAGAUUAUUUUCAUUGAUGUAUUACUAAACACUUUUGUUUGCAAGAUGAUGCAAUAAACAUGAUAGAACACUCCAGG
Molecule: messenger RNA, 1357 nt
Organism: Opisthorchis viverrini
Lineage: Eukaryota; Metazoa; Platyhelminthes; Trematoda; Opisthorchiida; Opisthorchiidae
Exons: 6
Coding region: 1-1197 (398 amino acids)
Biological process (GO): cilium organization
Cellular component (GO): ciliary basal body
Source: RefSeq, a predicted model, not a curated record